UGUAAACAUGGCGGUUUGUUUCAAAUAAGUGAACAACAGGCAUAAACACUACAAAAGACUCGUGAAUAUAAUUCGAUAUCCGUGCCGUUUUAAGCAUUGAGCCAUGAGAGAUUGUUAGAAAUGUUAUGUUAGUGGAAGCUGCGCGGUUUCUGCGGGUCGGAGGAAUCAUGUCAGAACGGAGGACACAUGCUACUGCUGGCAGCCCUGAGUUCUCUGAACUGUGGAGGAACGUUUCCAAUAUCUCCUAUAACAAAACACAGAGCAGAAAAACGGGACAACGGAUGCCUGACACAACGACAUCACCCAUGUGUAACGGUGAGGCUGCAGAUGAGUUUAGAGUGACAGAUGUGCGGAGUCCGAGGCACAGAGGCGGCAGAUACCCCGGAUUCAAUCACGGGGAUUCUCCGGGAGACGGAGAAGCUUCACAAGAUAUUUUCUGGGAUUCCACAUCUCCCACACAAGCAGGGUUGGGACACUGGAACACCAGAGUUGUCGAAAUAUCAGAUAUUGUCAACCGCAUUGCUCCAAAGAAUAUGAAAUCAAAAGGGAAGGAAUGUUCUUUACUGCAGUGGAUCAAUGACAGCGCCAUUCCCUGUACACCCGAGAUUCCGAAGCCAAGAGUCAAAAAGAGAUCCUCUCGACAGAGUAGUGUGGAUGACCUCAUGAAACUGGCCAAACAGUUUGAUGAAAACAUGCAGCAAGACCAGGAGUCAUCAGAACGGCUGAAUGCUGUCAACAAUAACUUGAAUGAACGUGUGUACACCUCUGAAGCUAAACUGACAGAUUCAUCAGUCCCUAGUCACGUGAAGGAUCUAAAGUGUCCGUCCUCGUCAGAUCAAGUGGAAGCAGAGCUGCACGCUCUGUUUGACUGCUCCACUCAGCGAGUCAGCGGCAACUUGAGCGAGGCCUCUGCCUGUUCACAAGAAAUUAAAGACCUAGCUGUGACCUCAGCUUUAGCUGAACGCCAACAGUCAGAGUUCAAGUCAGCUGACAAAUGUGAAUCAGCUGCACAUCCCUCAGAGCAGAAAGGAACUCGCAUUUACAAUACAAACAGUUGUGAUGACUUUGAUGAUGACUGGGAGAAUGAUGACUUACUCAAUGAUCCCUUUGUCUUGGCGAUAACCCAGAAUCCCAAUGAGCAACUUGAUGCCAAACCUAAGACCACAUUUCAGCCUGACACUAAGACAAAUGCUACCCAGUUCACCUCUGUUUGCAAGCCAACUACAAAUAAAGCUUCUGCACAUCAGCCUUCUGGCUCACACUGUAAGAUGAGCUGCAGAGCUCUUCAGGAACUGUGUCCCAAACCAAAGGCUACCAACCGAAGCACUUUCAAGCUGGAGCCCAACCCUCACUUCCAGCCCAAGAUGGCCAAAGAUGUUUCAAAGUUCAGCUACACUAAGAUUGAACCCAAAUCAAAUAUGACUCACCAGAAGUCUGCUACCACAAAGACAGACUCAACUCUCAAACCUGACAAAGCCAACAAUGAUCAUAUUGGUUAUUUAAAGGAACCUUCUGUUAAAGAUAUUUCUGAUAGUUUGUGGGAUGAUUGGGGUGAUGAUGCUCUUCUCUACCAGGUGUGUGACAGCAUGGAGAAGAUCUCCAACAGUCAGCCACAGCAAGUGAAUCCCAGCAACUGCCAAGAAAAACAAAAUAUUGCCAUGGACAGACAAAAGAGAACAUCAGAUCCUCUGCAAAUCGACAUGGCCCAGUCCAUGAAGGCCCAUACCAACAGGGAGUCUGCGUGUGCUUUUGUUCGUUCUAAGUCAUUACCAGAGACUAGCUGUGAAGCUGUGAACUACCAAGGAUGGAACAUUCCUAUGAAAAGUGCCAACAACAAAUCAGGGAUGUCUCAGAGCUUCCCAGGAAGCCACACAAGUCUGGGCACAUUUAGCCACUGUAGGGAUUCCUCUGGAACUUUCCAGUCUGGAAAUACUAAUGUGGAUAUGAAACUUCUCAUGGCCAGAGCACCACAGAACUCCAAGUCCCAUCAUCCAGCUUUCAAGAGAAACGUAUCAGACUCGGCAAUCAUAAGCAAUAAAGUGUUUGUUACAAGCCAGAUGACAGGGAAGUGCUCUGCAGCCGAUAUCGAGAGGAAGAAACAAGAAGCUUUGGCCAGGAGGCGCCUGCGAUUGCAGAAUGCCUCAAAACCACCCUGAAAGAAGUGCUGCAACUUGUUUCACCAAGACAAGCCUUUACCAAUUAUUCCCAUACCUGCUGUUCACUCAUCUCCUCAUCAAAAGAUUUUAAGGAUGAUAUCAAGGAUUACAAGCGUUUGCUUUGCUUGCUGCAUCUAAAGAGAGUAACGCCUGGUAAGGGAAAGUAAAUAUCUGUCAGAAGUGCUGCUGAUUAGGAAACCAUGAAAAGAGAUUUUAAAGCAUGGUUUGUUGCAACUAUCAGAUCUGGUGCUAAGACCACUUUAAAUACUAGAUUUUUUUUUUCUAACUGUUGAAAAGUAGUUCACAUCCUUUGAGUUGAGGGAAAAAAAUUUAUGCUAACGUUGGGCACAUUUUUUUGUUUGUUUUAUAGGGUUUUCAUUUCAGCCCUCUGUGCCCACUUUGGGUAGUUUCUUUUUGAUUGUCUUUAAAAGUAAACAGUUCUCUCACAGCAGUAUUUCUUUAGACUAAAAGAAAUAGAAACAGGCUCGUCACUGUCCGCCAAUUACGUUUUAGUUUACACUGAUAGUGACUGUGUUCUUAACCUUAUCUGUCUGAUAAGACAGCUGACUUGAAGUGCCUAAAAAUGAUUUUUGAUUUAUACCUAAAAACAUGUCAACCUUCUUAAUUCAGUAUUAAAACCAGGACGACUUCACCGCACGUUGAAUAUGAAACAGUUCUUUUACACAAUCUCACAAAGGUUUUUUUCUUUUUGGGGCCCAAACUAAACUUUGGAAAAUGGCUUCUCGAUUAUCCAGAUUUGUCUGUUCUUUGUGUCGAUGAUCCACUUUAUUUGUGCAUGUUGCAGUUUUUUAUUUCAAUUUUGCACAGAUCAGAACCAAAGCUCAAAAACAUUUUUUUUUGUCCUCUAUUACGGCUGUUUUUUUCUUUUUUUGUAAUGCACUUUUC
Molecule: messenger RNA, 3062 nt
Organism: Melanotaenia boesemani (Boeseman's rainbowfish)
Lineage: Eukaryota; Metazoa; Chordata; Actinopteri; Atheriniformes; Melanotaeniidae
Gene: etaa1b
Product: ETAA1 activator of ATR kinase b
Exons: 6
Coding region: 126-2156 (676 amino acids)
Source: RefSeq, a predicted model, not a curated record